Messenger RNA from Stegodyphus dumicola, 1170 nucleotides. Its product is annotated as prespore vesicle protein-like. Lineage: Eukaryota; Metazoa; Arthropoda; Arachnida; Araneae; Eresidae. The record is from RefSeq and is a predicted model, not a curated record.
CCAGAGUAGCUGUUCUGUGGAGAGAAUGCAAAAUGUUGCGGCAGCGAAACCUGCAAGGCCCAGAGAAGCUGUUCCUGUGGAGACGAAUGCAAAUGUUGCGGCAGCGAAACCUGCAAGGCCCAGAGAAGCUGUUCCUGUGGAGACGAAUGCAAAUGUUGCGGCAGCGAAACCUGCAAGACCCAGAGUAGCUGUUCCUGUGGAGACGAAUGCAAAUGUUGCAGCAGCGAAACCUGCAAGGCCCAGAGUAGCUGUUCCUGUGGAGACGAAUGCAAAUGUUGCGGCAGCGAAACCUGCAAGGCCCAGAGUAGUUGUUCCUGUGGAGAGGAAUGCAAAUGCUGCAGUAGCGGAACCUGCAAGACCCAGAGUAGUUGUUCCUGUGGAGAUGAAUGCAAAUGCUGUAACAGCGGAACCUGCAAGACACAGAGUAGUUGUUCUUGCGAAGACAAAUGCCAGUGUUGCCAUGCUGAAAACUGUAAAGUUCAAGCUGCUUGUUCAUGCGAAGAUGAGUGUAAAUGCUGUCAAAGUGAAACCUGCAAGACCGGGGCUACCUGCUCGUGCGAAGAUAAAUGCAAAUGCUGCCACAGUGAAACUUGCAAAAGUCAGAGUGCCUGUUCCUGUGGAGAUGAAUGUAAAUGUUGUGAUAGUAAAACCUGCAAAUCUACAGCUGCUUGCUCUUGCGGACAAGAAUGCAAGUGUUGCCACAGUAAGGCUUGUAAAGUUCAGGUUGCCUGUUCAUGUGGAGAUGAAUGUAAAUGCUGUGAUAGCGAAGCUUGUAAGACGAGAAAUGCUUGCUCAUGCGGAGAUGAAUGCAAAUGCUGCCACAGUGAAACCUGUCAGACUGAGAGUGGUUGCUCUUGUGGAAAUGAUUGUAAAUGCUGCGAUAGCGUCACCUGCAAGUCCAAAGCUCCUUGCUCAUGCGGAGACGAAUGCAAGUGCUGCCAUAGCGAGUCGUGUAAGGCUCGGACUGUCUGUUCCUGCGGAGAUGAAUGUAAAUGCUGCCGUAGCGAAUCCUGUAAGGAGUUAGCUACUUGCUCCUGCGGAGAUGAAUGCAAAUGCUGCCACGGCGAUGCAUGUAAGAGUGACAGCUCCUGUUGCUGUGGAGACGAAUGUAAAUGUUGCGAUAGUGAUACUUGCAAGAUCGGAGUUGCCUGCUCAUGUGGAGAUGCAUGC